This is a messenger RNA of Vanderwaltozyma polyspora DSM 70294, 906 nucleotides long. RefSeq names its product Ies2p (gene IES2). The record is from RefSeq and is a predicted model, not a curated record. NCBI's taxonomy places the organism in Eukaryota, Fungi, Ascomycota, Saccharomycetes, Saccharomycetales, Saccharomycetaceae. Gene Ontology annotation, biological process: chromatin remodeling. The transcript has a single exon. Bases 1 to 906 code for a protein of 301 amino acids. Gene Ontology annotation, cellular component: Ino80 complex.
AUGGAUAGUGAAUUAAGUGACGUUAAUUCUGGUGAAAUGGAGGAAUAUGAUGAAUAUUCAGAAGGUGUUGAGGAAGAAGAAGAAGAGGUUUAUGAAGAGAAUGACGACGAUUAUUUAGAGGAUUCUGAAGUUUCUAAAGGUAAGACAAAACCAGUAAAAGCUUCCAAGGUUGCCAGUGGUGGUGAGGCCCAUCAUCGUACUAGUAAGAGGUUACAAGCCAAAGAAGAUAUAGAUUUCACCGAACAGCCAUCAGAUGUGGAGGAAGAAGAGGUUGAUGGGGAAGAUGAAGAGGAUGGGGAGGAGGAGGAUGAGGAAGAAGAGGCAGUUUCUUCUAGACAACAUCAUCAAAGAGCAGUGAUAGCGGUUGAGGAUGAUGAGGAUGAGAAAGAACUGGAAGGUGAGGAUGAAGUUGGUAUUGAUAUUGACGAAGAUGAAGAUGAUAUUGAUGAAUUAGUAGCAGAAGAGGAAGAAGAAGAAGAGGAGGAAGAGGAAGAGGAAGAAGAGAUGACACCUGCAGAAACUGAACCAGAAGGAAUUGAUGAUGAGAAUAAAGAAGUUAUUGCCAAGACGGUACGAAGAAGUGGUGGAAGCAAGAUGCUGAUGAACUUAUUAAGUGACGGUAGCUCUAGAAAGAAACUGACAGAAGAAGAAAUACAAUUGAAGAGAGCAGAAAAUGCAAGAAAGAGAAAGAAUUUAAGUGAAAGAAGGUCAGAAGAAGAGAAAAGAGAGACCAUCAAUAAACUUCUGAAAAGACGUGCUGGCAAAUCAAGAAGUCAUUUGCCUAAGGAUGAUGAUGGAGAUGAGAACUCAGAAGCCAGUUUUAUCAAGCCUAGAAGACCAUACAAAACUACAGGUAUGAUAAGGACAGUAUCCACCAAAGAUGGGAUUAUCUAUUGCACAUAUUAG